GAAGAGAAGAAUGCGAGCGCAAAGCCCGGAGGGGGGAGAUGGACCCCCGGCUGGAGUUCACCUUCCAGCUACUCAUAGACGGGACCGGCCUGCCGCGCCACGCCAUCAUGGACCACGUGUUCGAGGGAAACAUGCUGGACGACAUCAACCAGCUGUUCCUCCCACACAUGAGGAACAAGCUGCUGUGGUACUACCAGGAAGUGGAAGAGGUGGUGGAGCCGAAGCCCGCGCCCGAAGGCAGCAAGCCGCGGGCACAGGGGCAGGGCAAGCAGCCGCCGCCGCAGACCGUGUGGAAGAAGAAACUCUUCCUGUCCGACGGCUGGGACGUCAAGUUCACCGGGAUUUGUAUCUACAUGUUCCGCAUCAAUGUCAGCAAGCAACUGCCUGAGGAGGGCUUUCAUAAGGAUCUUUUCUGCGGCAUCCUGAACGCGGCGCGAGUGGGUCUCGUGACGGCGGUGGAGCGCGUCAUGGAGCACGUGUACAUGGGAGCCCUGGCGCACCCCGGCGGCGACGCUGACGAGGACGAGGCGCGCUUCCCCAUCGUCAAGAACCAGCUGUUGCCCGCGCUGCGCUCCUUCUGCAGCGCGCUCAAAGUUUGCGAAGACGUCUGCAACCAAGUGAACCUAUUCGACGACGGACAGGCUCUCAUGGCGAACGUAAAAGAUCACUCUGAGCUGAAAGAGAUGACGAAAAACGCGACCACCAUCACCAACCUCGAAGACAGGGUUAAUGAGUGGAUCAAGAAGGUUAUGGAGAUCCUGAGCGAGAGCGAGCAGCUGCGGCGCGAGGUGGACUCCAGCGGGCCGCAGGACGAGCUCGAGUACUGGAAGAAGCGGGGGGCGCAAUUCUCGCAACUCGUCUCCUAUCUGCAGGACAAUGAAGUCCAACUAACGCUGACCUGUCUGCAAUUAGCCAACUCGAAGGUGAUCAAGCAAUGGAGGGAGACCGACCAUAAGAUCACGUUUUGCUACAACGAGGCAAAAGACAACGCGAAGUUCAUCCAGGCUAUGGAGAAAUGCUGCCACUCUCUUUACUUGGACGACCCCGUGAAGAUCAAAGACUCCAUCUUGAGCCUUCUGCAGACCGUCCGCUUGAUACAUAGCGUGUCGCAGUUCUACAACACGUCGGAAAGGAUAUCCUCGCUUAUGGUCAAGAUUACAAAUCAAAUGAUAGAAACGUGCAAGCAAUACAUUACCUGUCGAUUCAAAGAAACAAUUUGGUCGCAAGACAGGUCGGUCGUCCGGGACAAGUUAAUUCACUGCAUCAAUUUGAAGAAGACUUACAGGGAGACGUAUGUCCAAGUGAAGAACCAGCCCUUUCUCCCGAACGCAGAGCAAUUCAGCUUCUCGGAAAACUAUGUGUUUGGAAAAUUCGACACGUUUUGCAAGAGGCUGAACAAAAUCAUCACAAUGUUUGAUCUGAUGGAAGAUUACACUCAUCUGUUCCAGAAGAGGAUGGAAGGCCUUCUUCUUGGUGAAGAUCUAGAGGAGGCCAUGCACACCUUCGAGGAAGCUAAAAAAGCGGUCACCAGCUGUCAGUAUGACUACCUCGACUACAGGAACAACGACUUUGACAAGGACUAUCAGGCUUUUGAGCACAAGACCAACCUGCUCCGGGAGAGCAUCGGCAACACCAUCGAAGAGAACUUCAGCAGCGUGUGGGAGACGCCGCAGGGCAUCAAGUUCCUCACCAGGUUCGAGAAGGUGAGCAAGAAGAUCCAGAUAACGAAGCUGAAUGAGAAGUACGACCGAGUACUCAAAUACUGUGAGAAAGAGGUGGACAAGAUCGUGAAGAUGUUCAAACGACAGCGCGACGACCCGCCUCUGCCCAGGAAUUAUUCGCCGGUCGCUGGUCGCAUAAAAUGGUGCCGCUGCCUAAUGCUGAACAUGACGGAGACGGUGUCGGCGGUGGCGGCGCACCCCGUGCUGCGCGCGCGGCCGCCCAGCGCCGACCUCGUGCGCAAGUACGCGUGCGUGCGCGCACUGAUCGCGCACUACGAGGCCGAGCUGCGCGCCGUGUGGAUGAACCAGCAUCUUUGGGACGUCGAUGACAGUCUGAACAAUACUCUCCUAAAAAUAGACAAUACUGGAAAAAUCUGCGCCAAUCUAGAUCACUCUGUAAAAUUACUUAUCAGGGAAUCAGACUGCCUUGUGAAGAUGGGCAUCGAAAUGCCUAUUGUAUGUCAGUCUUUGUAUGCCAAGAAGAAUUACUUCACGCUUGUGAACGAUUCUCUAGAGUUUCUGCUGGAGGACUACGUGCGCACGGUGCGGCGGGUGAAGCUGGAGGUGCGCCCGCUGUUCCUGCCGCAGGUUGUGCGCCUCUCCUCGCUGCUCCUACCAGGGCUGCGCACGGUGACCUGGACCAGUGAAGACUGGGCGAGCUUCAUCGAGAGGGCCAACGCUGCCAUCAAGAGCUUCGACGUGCUGGUGACCAGGGUCCACGACAUCUACACCAACCGCAUCAUCUACAUGCUGUCGGGCAUGCAGGAUGUUACGCUCAUCACGCUGCCAGAAGACACCCCAUGGUCAAUGGAAGAAUUUAUAGAAAAUGUGGAAAGCGGUUGUAGAAACGCGUGCGUAGAAUUAAACCGGAAGAGUUUAAUGGUUGAAGAGGCGGUCGAGGAAGUAUUGGACCUGGUGAAGAAAGCUGCUCAGCAGAUCAAACCAGCGGAAAUAAACCCAGACUUCGAGUUCCUCAUUGCUGACGAUGAGAGUCAGAUGAGCGGUAAUGAGUCUUCGGUGAACGAGUCGACGUCGAGCGGGCAGCAGGACUGGUCGGCGGUGUGGGAGUGCUUCGAGAGCCCGCACCGGCUGCUCUCCGCACAGGGAGGGCUGUCCAAGGGCAUGCAGGAAAUGGUGAAGAACGCAGUGAGUGAAAUGAGGCGCUACUAUAGCAGGAAAGUCAUCGACGUACUUAUAAAAGUGACCCGAAGAACCUUAGAUCUGAUAAUCAAGCAAUUCAAUAGUGAUACUGACAACAGUGAGGAUGAGCAACAAAAGAGGCCGCUUUUCCUACUCCAUGCAGCGUUGAUGAUACCCAACGUGUCUGUGAAACCCACUCUGGAUGAAAUUCAGGAGGUCCUAGUUCUGUCAGGAAAGAAUAUUUCGGGACUAUCAAAAGGCGUCGCUCAGUGGACUGGCGGGAAGCCGCCCGUCGUAACCCCGCUACAGGUCAGCUGGAAGAAGCUAGCGGGACGACAGUCGAACCAGCUAGUCGGCGUAGUGAGCAAACUCGAUGAACAGGUCCAUUCGUCCGUGGCGCCCAUUAGCCUCGCCCAGAAGUCGAUAAAGAUGAUGGACGCGGCGAAGCAAAGGAGGAAGAAACACUACAGACUGGAGUCAGAGGAGAAGCCGACGUUUCCGUUCCAGCAGAGGAACUUCUACAACCACAUCAUGGAGAACAAGGAGAUCGUCAAGACGCUGUCUCUGCUGUCCACGUGCACGCAGAAUGUUAAGACGGAACUAAACACCUUAGUCAAACGGUGGCGGCCGUACCACUAUCUAUGGAAGUGCGAAAAGACGCUCCGCCAACUCCUGGCGUGGAGUCUGAACGAUUUCGAGCUGGCCCUGAAGAGGCACAGCGAGCUGGAGGCGAGGCUCGCCACGGAGCCCGAUGUGCUGGUCAUCGGCAGCUGCCUCGCCGUGUCUACGGAGAAACUCAAGCUGGGGCUUAUGACUGAGUUGAAGAAUGGCACCCACAGAAUAGGACAAGCGAUGCGUAAGAAGUACAAACGCGAGAUGGACUAUGUGUACGCCAUAAUGAACGACUUGGACCGCAAGCUGGAGCGGCCAAUCAGAGACCUGGACGACGUCAGGACCGUCAUGGAAACCCUCAAGAAGAUCCGGGAACAGGAGGUCGAUAUGGAACUCAAGAUCGACCCCGUUGAGGAAGCCUUCAACGUCAUUACCCGCUACGACUUGCCCGUCAGCAAAGAAGACCUAGACCAAGUGGACAACCUGCGGUAUACCUGGCAGCAACUGCAGGCCACAGCGCUAGGCUCCCACGUGCAACUGCUAAACAUGCAGCCUCAGUUCUCUGAAGACCUGAAGAAUAACCUGGACAAGUUUAGGGAGGAUAAUGCGUCGUAUUGUCACGAGUACAGAUAUGCCGGGCCGAUGCAGGCAGGGUUGAGUCCGAGGGAAGCGUCUGAUAGACUCAUAUUGUUUCAGAACCGUUUCGACGGCAUGUGGCGUAAACUGCAAACAUACCAAAAUGGCGAGGAGCUAUUCGGCCUUCCGCACACAGAGUACCCCGAGCUGGCGCAAAUACGCAAGGAGUUGAACCUUCUCCAGAAGUUGUACAAACUGUACAAUGACGUCAUCGACCGAGUCAGCAGCUACUAUGAUAUACCGUGGGGGGAGGUCAACAUUGAGGAGAUCAACAACGAACUUAUGGAGUUUCAGAAUCGGUGCCGUAAACUGCCCAAAGGUUUGAAAGAGUGGCCGGCAUUCUAUGCGCUCAAGAAGACAAUAGACGACUUCAAUGACAUGUGUCCUCUUCUCGAGUUAAUGGCGAACAAGGCUAUGAAGCCGCGCCAUUGGCAGAGAAUCAUGGAAGUCACCAAGUAUAUCUUUGAGCUAGACAACGAAGAUUUCUGCCUGAAGAAUAUACUCGAAGCACCCCUGUUGCAAAACAAAGAGGAUAUUGAGGACAUCUGCAUAUCAGCGAUGAAAGAGAAAGACAUAGAGGCUAAGCUGCGGCAAGUGACCAACGAGUGGUCGGUGCAUGAACUGACCUUCCAGACCUUCAACAACCGGGGCGAGCUGCUGCUGCGUGGAGACACCACGGCCGAGACCAUCGGCCAAUUGGAGGACAGCCUCAUGAUCCUCGGCUCGCUGUUGUCCAAUCGUUACAACGCGCCGUUCCGCAAGCAGAUCCAGCAGUGGCUCUACGACCUGCAGAACACCAACGAGAUCCUGGAGCGCUGGCUGCUGGUGCAGAACAUGUGGGUGUAUCUCGAGGCCGUGUUCGUCGGCGGAGACAUCGCGAAACAACUGCCUAAGGAAGCAAAACGGUUCUCGAAAAUCGACAAAUCGUGGCAGAAGAUCAUGCAGCGGGCGCACGAGACGCCGGGGGUGGUCUCGUGCUGCGUCGGCGACGACCUGCUGAGGCAGCUCCUGCCGCAUCUGCAGGAGCAGCUGGAACUGUGCCAGAAGUCCCUCAGCGGGUACCUGGAGAAGAAGAGGACUAUGUUCCCGAGGUUCUUCUUCGUAUCGGACCCCGCGUUGCUGGAGAUCCUCGGCCAGGCGUCCGACUCGCACACUAUACAGAAUCAUCUGCUGUCUAUUUUUGAUAAUAUACGCUACGUCAAGUUUCAUGAUAUUGAAUACAACAAGAUGAUAGCCAUAGUCUCCAUGGAGGGCGAGGAGAUCAAGCUGGAGCGCGCGGUCCGCGCCGAGGGCUCCGUGGAGACGUGGCUCACGGCGCUGCUGCAGAGCGCGCAGAGCAGCCUGCACGCCGUCAUCCGCGGCGCCAGCGCCAACACCAACGACUGCAACUUCAACAUGCUGCUGUUCCUGGACAAGAUGCCGGCGCAGAUCGGUCUUCUGGGCAUACAAAUGAUAUGGACGCGGGACGCCGAACUGGCUUUGAUGCAAGCGCGGCAAGACAAGAAGAUAAUGAUGGAAACCAACAACAAAUUCCUGGAGCUCCUGAACACUCUCAUCGAUCAGACCACGCGGGACCUCCUCAAGAUCGAGAGGAUCAAGUUUGAGACGCUCAUCACCAUACACGUACAUCAGAGGGAUAUCUUCGAUAUGCUUUGUCGACUCAACGUGCGCUCCGCUAACGACUUCGAGUGGCUCAAGCAGUGCCGGUUCUACUUCAAGGAAGACGCGGACAAGACCUGGAUAUCCGUCACUGACGUCACGUUCACCUACCAGAACGAGUAUCUCGGGUGCACUGACCGGCUUGUUAUCACACCGCUCACUGAUAGAUGCUACAUAACGCUGGCCCAAGCGCUGGCCAUGAGCAUGGGCGGCGCGCCGUGCGGUCCGGCCGGCACGGGCAAGACCGAGACCGUCAAGGACAUGGGCAAGACACUGGCCAAGUACGUCGUCGUCUUCAACUGCUCCGACCAGAUGGACUACAGAGGACUUGGGCGUAUCUACAAGGGAUUAGCGCAGUCGGGGUCUUGGGGCUGCUUCGAUGAGUUUAACCGCAUCGAGCUGCCGGUGUUGUCGGUGGCCGCGCAGCAGGUGGCGGUGGUGCUGCAGGCCAAGAAGGAGAAGAAGAAGUCCUUCAUCUUCACCGACGGGGACCAGUCGGACAUGUGUCCAGAGUUUGGCAUAUUCAUCACCAUGAACCCAGGGUACGCCGGGCGCAAAGAGCUCCCGGAAAACCUGAAGAUCCAGUUCCGUACGGUGGCCAUGAUGGUCCCGGACCGCCAGAUCAUCAUCCGGGUCAAGCUGGCCAGCUGCGGCUUCCUCGAGAACAUCACGCUUGCCAGGAAAUUCUACACCCUGUAUAAGCUGUGUGAAGAGCAGCUGUCUAAACAGGUGCACUAUGACUUCGGUCUGCGCAACAUCCUGUCAGUACUGCGCACUCUGGGCGCGGUCAAGCGCGUGAACUCCAAAGACAACGAGAGCACGAUCGUGAUGCGCGUGCUCAGAGACAUGAACCUGUCCAAGCUCAUCGACGAAGACGAGCCGCUCUUUAUAUCGCUGGUCGCCGAUCUGUUUCCCAACCAGGUGCUGGAAAAAACGACGUAUCCUGAGUUGGAGGAAGCGAUUCGGAAGCAAGUGGAUGACACCGGACUGGUGUACCACCCGCCGUGGAUACUCAAAAUCGUCCAAUUAUACGAGACGCAGCGCGUGCGGCACGGGAUAAUGACGUUGGGCCCGCCCGGCGCCGGCAAGACGACCUGCAUACACACCCUCAUGAACGCACUCACUGAGACCGAGGACGUCCACCGGGAGAUGCGAAUGAACCCGAAAGCAAUAACUGCGGCGCAGAUGUUCGGCCGACUUGACGUCGCCACUAACGACUGGACCGAUGGAAUUUUCUCAGCUCUCUGGAGAAAAACCCUCAAAAUAAAAACUGAAGAGCACAUUUGGCUCGUACUUGACGGGCCAGUCGAUAGUAUAUGGAUAGAAAAUUUGAAUUCAGUCCUUGAUGACAACAAAACAUUAACGCUUGCUAACGGCGACCGUCUUACUAUGUCACCAACUUCUAAAAUUAUAUUUGAACCAGAAAAUAUUGAUAAUGCUUCACCUGCUACUGUGUCGAGGAAUGGGAUGGUUUAUAUGAGCUCUUCGGGGCUGGAUUGGGAACCAGUUUUAACAGCAUGGUUGAAGUCCCGUUCAGAAAGAGAAACAGAAAUAUUUAGUACACUUUUUCAGCAAACUUUCCCUAUUAUUUAUACUUGGUGUACCCAAAACUUGUGUUUCAGCAUGAAAGUGUUACAAAGCAAUAUCAUUCUACAAAUGCUAAGUUUACUUGAGGGACUGGUUCCACCCCAAAUCGAGGAGGUAGAAGAUCCAUCCGCUACUAAGUCUGUAAAUGGCGAUAUUGAUGAUGAUGAUGAAAAAGAAAAAGCAGAAGAAAUUGUAUUGUUUACUCCAGAGCACCUACACAAAGUUUAUGUAUUUACUCUUAUUUGGGGCUUUGGUUCUUUGCUCGAAACCACAGAUAGAGUACGUUUUGAUACAUACUUAAAACAAAACUUCUCAGAAGUAUUGGAACUCCCUAAACAUCCAAACAACAAACCCAGUAUCACCUUUGAUUUUUACGUCAAACACACGGGAAAAUGGGAACUAUGGGAUGAUAUGGUAACUCACUAUCAGUACCCAGAUACAACCACCCCAGAUUACGCUAGUAUAUUAGUACCUAUAGUAGACAAUGUGCGAAUUAGUUACCUUAUACAAUGCAUCGCAAAGCAAAACAAAGCUGUGCUUUUGCUUGGUGAGCAGGGCUCUGCGAAAACUGUUAUGAUGAAAGCAUAUAUGAAAAAAGCAAAUCCAGAACAGUUUAUGGGUCGGUCGUUUAACUUUUCUUCAGCCACGAGCCCAUACCAGUUUCAGAAGACAAUAGAAAGUUACGUUGAGAAGAGAAGUGGCAUGACCUUUGGGCCCCCAGGGGGAAAAAAAAUGCUCGUCUUCAUAGAUGACAUUAAUCUACCGCAGAUAAAUGAGUGGGGUGAUCAAAUAACCAACGAAAUAGUACGGCAAGCAAUGAGUAUGGGUGGAUUUUACAGCUUAGAAAAGCCAGGGGAUUUCACUACAAUAGUGGACAUACAGUUUCUCGCUGCAAUGGGUCAGCCAGGUGGCGGAAGAAACGAUAUACCAUCUAGGCUAAAGAGACAAUUUGCCAUAUUUAACUGUCCUCUUCCUAACGACGAAGCUAUAGAUAAGAUAUUUAAGGUAAUUGGAGAAGGUCACUACAACAUAAAAAGAGGUUUCACAGCUGAAGUACGUGCACUGAUCAAAAAGGUUAUACCUUUAACUCGUGAAUUAUGGCAAAAGACACGUCUUAAUCUGCUACCGACACCAGCCAAGUUUCAUUACGUAUUUUCCUUAAGAGAUUUGUCGAGAGUGUGGCAAGGAAUGGUGGGAACACUACCCACAGUUAUUGAAUCUGAGAAAUGUUUAAUGUUGCUAUGGAAACACGAAUGCUGUAGAGUUUUCUCUGAUAGAUUUACAAUAGAAAGCGAUAAACAAUGGUUCUUCAAAGCUUUGUACGACAUAGCGGAGACUAUAUUAGGUGUUGAAUACAGGAAGAUGAUGGAGAGUGAACCAGUUUUUGUUGAUUUUAUGAGAGAUGCUCCUGAGCCGACUGGUGAAGAAGGGGAAGACGCUGAUAUGGAGCUUCCGAAGGUGUAUGAGCCGGUGUUUGACUACAACGAGCUGCGGGAACGUCUAGACAUGUUCCUGUCACAGUUCAACGAAAUGGUCCGCGGUUCUGGAAUGGAUCUAGUAUUCUUCCCUGACGCUAUGCUGCAUCUAGUAAAGAUCUCAAGGGUUAUCAGACAUCCUCGGGGUAAUGUCAUGCUAGUUGGGGUCGGCGGUUCGGGCAAGCAAUCGCUUACCAAAUUAUCUACAUUCAUAGCGGGCUAUCGGUCUUUCCAAAUUGCGUUGACCCGUUCUUAUAAUGUAGGAAACUUUCUCGAGGACUUGAAACUCUUGUAUAGAUCUUGUGGAGUUCAAGGAAAAGGAACAACUUUUAUAUUUACGGAUUUGGACAUAAAAGAGGAGGGAUUCUUGGAAUAUCUUAACAACAUACUUUCAUCGGGAGUUAUAUCAAACCUUUUUACAAAAGAUGAACAGCAAGAAAUUAUAUCUGAACUUACACCAAUCAUGAAGAGAGAAAACCAAAAAAGAACGUUGACAAAUGAGCUAGUGAUGGAAUAUUUUCUUAAUAGGACUUGCCAAAACCUGCACGUUGUCCUAUGUUUCUCUCCGGUAAGCGAAGCAUUUCGCUAUCGAGCUCUUCGGUUUCCUGCUCUUAUUUCCGGUUGCACUAUCGACUGGUUCCAACCCUGGCCUAAAGACGCGCUAGUCUCUGUUGCCGAUCACUUUCUUACUGAAUUCGAAAUCGAGUGUACUACUGAAGUCAAGAAACAACUGGUUACCGUGCUAGGAACCAUUCAGGAUGAAGUCUCAAAGGUAUCGGCAGAAUACUUUCAACGGUUUAGACGUUCUUCUCACGUGACUCCAAAAUCCUAUUUAAACUUUAUCGGAGGCUAUAAAACUAUUUACCAAAUGAAGCAGAAGGAACUGGGUGAUGGUGCUCUUCGGAUGGACACAGGUCUAGAAAAGCUUCGUGAGGCUUCCAUUUCAGUUGAGGUUUUGAAAAAGGAUUUGGCUGUAAUGGAGCAAGACCUUGCUCUAGCAUCAGAGAAAGCUGGUAGGGUAUUAACAGAAGUGACAGAGCGGGCAAUGCAAGCUGAAAUAGUUAAAAACCAAGUGCAGAUUGUGAAAGAAAAAGCUGAGGCGCUGGUCGCUUAUAUCGCGGAAGAAAAGGAAAAAGCUGAAAUUAAAUUAGAAGCAGCAAAACCAGCUUUAGAAGAAGCUGAGUCGGCACUCAACACAAUAAAGCCUGCUCAUAUAGCCACGGUUAGAAAGUUAGGGCGACCACCUCACCUCAUCAUGAGAAUUAUGGACUGUGUCCUUAUAUUAUUUCAAAGAAGAUUACAUCCUGUUAUUCCCGAUACAGCUGCACCGUGUUCCAAACCGUCAUGGGCGGAAUCUCUUAAGAUGAUGGCCAGCACAACUUUUCUAUUACAACUCCAAAACUAUCCAAAGGAUAUAAUCAACAAUGAGAUGGUUGAACACUUGGUUCCCUACUUUGAAAUGGAAGAUUAUAAUAUGGAUACAGCAAAACGUGUAUGCGGUGACGUUGCAGGGCUGUUAUCUUGGACUAAAGCUAUGGCCUUCUUCCAUAGUGUCAAUAAGGAGGUAUUACCGUUGAAGGCAAAUCUGCUGUUGCAAGAAGCUCGAUUGAAGGUGGCCAUGGACGAUUUGGCAUCAGCAGAAAGGCAGUUAGAAGAACGAGAGAUGUCUUUGCGCAAAGUAAAAGAGCAAUAUGAAUCAGCUGUUUCUGAAAAACAACAAUUAACUGACGCUGCCAAUGUUUGCCUUAGAAAAAUGACAGCAGCAACUGCCCUUAUUAAUGGUCUCGGAGGAGAAAAGAUUCGUUGGACACAGCAAAGUAAAGAUUUCAAAGAACAACUCGGUAGGCUUGUGGGGGAUGUAGUAUUGGCUACAGGAUUUCUUUCAUACUGUGGUCCUUACAACCAAGAAUUUAGAAACAGUCUGGUAAAUACAUGGAUGACUAUUCUAAAGAAUAAGCAGAUUCCGGUUACCGAAAAUUUGAAUAUAACCAACAUGCUAGUUGAAAAUGCAACCAUAUCAGAAUGGACUCUUCAAGGCUUGCCUAAUGAUGAUUUAUCUGUACAAAAUGCACUCAUUGUAACCAAAUCCAGUUCGUACCCAUUACUAGUAGAUCCACAAAGUCAAGGCAAAAACUGGAUCAAAAACAAGGAAAGCACUAACGAGCUACAAAUUACGUCACUCAAUCAUAAAUAUUUUAGAACGCACUUGGAAGAUAGUUUAUCCUUAGGUCGACCAUUACUUAUCGAGGAUGUUGCUGUAGAUCUUGAUCCAGUCAUAGAUAAUGUGCUUGAAAAGAAUUUUAUCAAAUCAGGUUCGAUUGAAAAAGUAAUAGUAGGAGAUAAAGAGUGCGAUGUAAUGCCUGGCUUUAUGUUAUACAUUACUACAAAGCUUCCCAACCCAGCAUAUUCGCCAGAAAUUAGUGCUAAAACAUCCAUUAUUGACUUUACUGUAACUAUGCGAGGUCUGGAAGAUCAGCUUCUUGGUCGUGUCAUAUUAAUGGAAAAGUCCGAUUUGGAGGAGGAAAGAGUGGCAUUAUUUGAAUCUGUAAUGAGGAACCAGAGAAGUAUGAAGGAACUUGAGAGUAAUUUGCUAUGCCGAUUGACAUCUUCCGUAGGAUCACUAGUAGAUGACGAAGCUCUAAUUCAAGUAUUGCAAGUAACGAAAACUACUGCGGAAGAGGUAAACGAAAAGCUGAAAGUAGCUGAAGUCACUGAAAAGAAAAUUAUCAAAGCUCGGGAAGAGUUCAGAGCUGUAGCAGCCAGAGGAUCAAUUCUUUACUUUUUAAUAGUAGAAAUGAGUAACGUUAAUAUUAUGUAUCAGAACUCUCUUAAACAAUUUUUGACCAUCUUUGAUAAUUCAAUAACUAAAUCAACAAAAAGCAAUAUUACGGAGGAACGCAUAAAUAUAAUUCUUAAAUAUUUAACACAUGAAGUUUGGGCGUUUACUUCAAGAAGCUUGUAUGAAAGACACAAAGCUUUAUUUACGCUUAUGUUGGCUAUGAAGAUAGAUUGCCAAAAAGGUUUGAUUUCUCAUGACGAGUUUAUGGCCUUUGUCAAAGGUGGUGCGUCAUUGGACCUAAAUGCAGUAACACCAAAACCAUUUAGGUGGAUAUUGGAUAUAACUUGGUUAAAUUUAGUUGAAAUUAGCAAACUUAAAACUUUUUCUGAUGUGUUGUCCAGGAUAUCAGCAAACGAAAAAGAAUGGCGGGUCUGGUAUGAAAAAGCUAAGCCUGAAGAAGAAGUUAUUCCUAGUGGAUACCAGGAAAGCUUAGAUGUAUUCCGUAAGCUGCUUCUUAUUCGAUCUUGGAGUCCAGAUCGUACCUUAUCACAGGCUAGAAAAUACAUCGUUGAUUCCCUAGGUCCUGAAUACGGUGAAGGUCGCAUUUUAAAUCUGGAGACAACUUGGGCUGAAUCUGAGCCUAGAACUCCUCUCAUCUGUAUCCUCUCCAUAGGAUCUGAUCCUUUUGGGCAAAUUGCAUCACUUGCAAAGGCUAAGGAAAUAACCCUAAAAGCAGUGUCUAUGGGUCAAGGGCAAGAAAUCGUGGCUCGAAAAAUGAUUUCUGAUUCGAUGAAUGAGGGCGGGUGGGUAUUAUUGCAAAACAUUCAUUUGUCGCUGCCAUUCUGCGUUGAAGCUAUGGAUGCUCUUAUUGAGACAGAACACAUACAGGAGUCCUUCAGACUUUGGCUUACAACUGAAGUCCACACGGAUUUUCCAAUAGGUCUACUUCAAAUGGCUAUUAAAUUCACCAACGAACCUCCUCAAGGCAUACGGGCUAGUUUAAAAAGAACUUACCAAAAUAUCAGUCAAGAUACGUUAGAUUACUCGUCCUUACAUCAAUGGCCCCCCUUACUUUACGCUGUAGCCUUCCUCCAUACUAUUGUACAAGAAAGGAGAAAAUUUGGCCCGUUGGGAUGGAAUGUUCCAUACGAAUUUAAUCAAGCUGAUUAUGCAGCAUGUGUUCAAUUUAUCCAGAAUCAUCUCGAUGAAAUUGAUCCAAAAAAAGGUAUAUCAUGGCCAACUAUAUGCUACAUGCUCGGAGAAGUGAAUUACGGUGGUCGGGUAACAGAUGACUUUGACAAAAGAUUACUAACAACGUUUACAAAUGUUUGGUUUUGCGACGUUUUACUCAGACCAGGAUUUGAGUUCUAUAAAGGAUAUAAAGUACCGCAGACCAGAAAUCUACAAGGAUAUGUGGAUUAUAUUAAUCAGCUGCCCUUAACAGACACUCCAGAAGUAUUUGGAUUGCAUGGAAAUGCUGAUAUUACUUAUCAAAUUAACAGUGCUAAAGACAUUUUAGAUACAAUUUUGAGUGUGCAGCCAAAAGAAGGUGGAAGUCAGGGAGGAGAAACUCGAGAGAGUAUAGUCUAUCGUUUAGCUGAAGAUAUGCUGGAGAAACUCCCCAAACAGUACGUUAGCUUUGAGGUAAAGGAAGCUUUGCAAAAGGCUGGCGCAUUUUUGCCAAUGAAUAUUUUCCUGAGGCAAGAAGUAGACAGAAUCCAGAGAGUAAUAAAGACUGUUCAGUCAACUCUGUGUGAUUUGAAACUUGCGAUAGAUGGCACGAUUGUUAUGAGUCAAGGUCUCCGGGAAUCUUUAGAUGCCAUGUAUGAUGCUCGUAUACCGGCUCAGUGGUUAAAGGUAUCAUGGGAAUCGGCAACCUUAGGGUUCUGGUAUACAGAGUUGUUAGAAAGAGACCACCAGUACCGCACUUGGCUGAAAAAUGGAAGACCAACGACAUUCUGGAUGACUGGCUUUUUUAAUCCUCAAGGGUUUCUUACAGCCAUGAGACAAGAAGUUACGCGUAGUCACAGGGGUUGGGCGUUGGACUCUGUGGUGCUCCAAAAUGUAAUCACAAAACAGAACAAAGAAGAAUUACACGAAGGCCCUGCUGAGGGAGUUUACGUUCACGGUCUCUUUCUUGAAGGCGCAUCGCUCGAUAGAAAGACAGGCAAGCUUAUAGAAUCGAAGGCAAAGGUACUGUACGAGCAAAUGCCUGUGAUCUACAUUUUUGCUAUCAACACUACUGCUGGUAAAGACCCAAGGCUUUAUGAGUGUCCCAUCUACAGAAAACCGCAGAGGACUGACGCAAAGUAUGUGGGCUCUAUAGACUUCGAAACCGACAGUAACCCACGACAUUGGACUCUACGGGGAGUCGCAUUGUUGUGUGACAUAAAAUAAACCAUAUUA
Molecule: messenger RNA, 14015 nt
Organism: Plutella xylostella (diamondback moth)
Lineage: Eukaryota; Metazoa; Arthropoda; Insecta; Lepidoptera; Plutellidae
Source: RefSeq, a predicted model, not a curated record